AUGGAUGACAGUCCACCAGAAAAGAGGUUCAAACAAAAUUGUCAACAAAAUGAGUCUCCAAUUUCAGAUGGAGUUUAUUUGAAUAAAAUUCCAGAUAUACAUAAUGAUAAAAAAAUAAAUAGUAUUCAUUUAAAAGACAUAAUAAAUAAUGUCCACCCCCAAAAAUCUGUAUUUUUUACUUUUUAUGUUCGUGAAUCAUUUUUUGAUGAAAUUUAUGGAAACUAUAAAAUUGGUUUAAAUAAUAUAACUCUUAUCAUUGGUGUCGGUAGGGAUAUUAUAAAAACAGUUAAAGAACAAAAAUAUGAAAAUGACAACAUUAAAAGAAGAUAUGUUCCUAUGGAGCCAUAUGCUUCACAUCAUACUAAAUUGUCAUUAUUUUUUGAAAAUGAUGGUAAACCACAUGUUGUUGUUGGGACUGCAAAUUUAAAUUCAGAUGAAUGGGAUAAUAUUACACAGGCACUUUAUUAUGCUAAGGGUCAGGAAAAGUUACAAGAUUAUGAAUAUGAAAAAGAUUUUUUUCUUACUGAUAUUGUACAUUAUUUAGAAUCAGGAUAUAAAAAUCAAAUAUUUUAUGAUGAAGAUAUUAUACCAUUGAUAAAUGAUUUAAAAAAAUGGAGUUUUAUUCAUAUUAAAGAUCGUAUAAUUUUCUCUAUUUGUGGUAUGAAAAUACCAAAAGUUAUGAAUAGUUUUGGUAUGAAUAAAAUAAGACUAUUGUUAGAAGAAUGUAAAGAUAAAUUAAGGCAAAUUAGUUAUUUUGUUGUUCAAUGUAGUAGUAUUGGGUUUAUAGGACCAUCAGAAAAAAAGUGGCUUGUAGAUGGUUUCCUUAAAAAUUUAACUAAUGGACAACUAAAUAGUCUUGAUAAAUUGAAAAUAAUUUAUCCAUCUUUAGAUGAUGUAAGAAACUCAAUAAAUGGAUAUGAAAGUGGUUAUUUGUUCCCAUAUACCAAACGAAAUAAAGAAAAGCAGGGAAAAUAUAUUAAUCCUUGUUUACAUAGAUGGAAGUCAGAAACUUUAAAUAGAACCCGUUAUUUACCACAUAUCAAAACAUAUACUGCAUUUGAUCAUAGUGAUAAACCUAUUUAUCAAUUUAUUGGAAGUCAUAAUCUUUCAAAAGCUGCUUGGGGAGAAAUGGAUGCUUAUGGGACAUUUGUCAUGAAAAAUUAUGAAGUUGGAUUUUUUACAUUUGAUGAAAAAUCAAUGAUAAUUCCAUACGAUCUUCCACUUGUUAAAUAUCAAUCUGAUCAACAAAUUUGGACUAUAAAUGAAUCUCAUAUGGAACUUGAUUGUAAUGGAUAUGUAUAUGAUAUAAAUAAUGAGAUAUUAUAUAAUACUUAUUAA
Messenger RNA from Strongyloides ratti, 1338 nucleotides. Its product is annotated as Tyrosyl-DNA phosphodiesterase 1. The coding region runs from base 1 to 1338 and encodes 445 amino acids. Gene Ontology annotation, molecular function: double-stranded DNA binding; single-stranded DNA binding; 3'-tyrosyl-DNA phosphodiesterase activity. Gene Ontology annotation, biological process: single strand break repair; double-strand break repair. The transcript has a single exon. Gene Ontology annotation, cellular component: nucleus. Lineage: Eukaryota; Metazoa; Nematoda; Chromadorea; Rhabditida; Strongyloididae. The record is from RefSeq and is a predicted model, not a curated record.